AUGCGUUGGUCCAAGCCCGCCACCCCCACGACACCAGAGACAUGGCCCCCUCAUCCUCCACCGGGCGAGACGGAGCUCGAGCGCGCCGUGCGGGUCGAGGAAGAGAAGGAGGCUAAGCGAACGUCGGACGCAAUCGACAGGGAGCUAGAGCUGGAGCGGGUAGAGCAGCGGAAGCACAGGCAUUCCACGAGGGUGUUACUGCUCGGCCAGGCCGAGUCGGGCAAGUCGACGAUGCUGAAGAACUUCCAGCUGCACUUCGCACCUGAGGCCUUCCACGCCGAGUCCGAGGCGUGGCGCGCAGUCAUUCAUCUCAAUCUCAUCAGAUCCGUCAACUUCAUUCUCGACCUCCUGCCCGGCGGCCCGUCGUCGACCCUCUCGGAGCUGCGCCACUCACGUAGCUUCUCCGGAAACACGCUGGGUGAUGCUGACAGCCUCUUACGGCAUUUCCGAGUGCGACUGUCGCCUCUGCGUCAGGUCGAGCUCAUCCUAGUGCAGCGGUUGAGUGCCGACGAUCCGGCGCGCACAGCGGUCAACGUCGAGGAGGCCACGCCAUGGUACUAUGGGCGAGCUUCAGAAGUCUCCAUUCGCGGAGGGUCUGGAUGGAAGGCGCUCCUGCGCCGGAAGUGGAACUCACAGAUGGGAGCCCGUCCGGACGAGCUGGAUAAGGCGAGGCAAAUCCUACAUGCCUGCCGAGAAGACAUUGCCGAGUUGUGGGUACACCCGGACGUGCAGAAGGGACUGGAGGCAGAAGGUGUAGUCCUGCGAGAUCAGUCUGGAUUUUUCGUUGACGACGCGCUUCGUAUCGCAGCUGCAGACUAUGAACCAACGCCGCUUGAUAUCCUCCGAGCGCGCCUCCAGACAAUUGGCGUAGAGCAACACAUCAUCUCGGUGGAACGAUUUGGCGAACCCAGCCACCGAUGGGUCUUCUACGACGUCGGUGGCGCAAAAGGCCACAGAGCCUCGUGGGCUCCCUUCUUCGAUGACGUGGACGCAAUCCUCUUCCUCUGUCCCAUGUCCGGCUUCAACGAAGUCUUGCUGGAAGACCGCAGGGUGAACAGGCUGCUCGAUUCGUUCAAUCUGUGGAAGACAAUAUGCAUGAGCCGGCUCCUGAAAGGGACAACCUUCAUCCUACUCCUCAAUAAGACUGACCUCCUCAAGACCAAGCUCGAGGCCGGCGUGUCCUUCGCGCAGUAUGUGAAGAGCUACAAAGAUGGCCCUAACGAACACGAACAUGUUUGCGAUUACCUGAAGCGCAAGUUCGUCGCCAUGUGCAAGCAUAACUCCGCUCGAGAACGGCAACUACACGUCCACGUCACCUGUGCCACCGACAUCAGUACCACCGCCAUCGUCAUCAACCGCAUCAAGGAUGCGAUUGUCGUGAACAACCUCAUUUCCAGCGACUAUCUCUAG
Messenger RNA from Rhodofomes roseus, 1410 nucleotides. RefSeq names its product G-protein alpha subunit. The record is from RefSeq and is a predicted model, not a curated record. Gene Ontology annotation, molecular function: G protein-coupled receptor binding; GTPase activity; G-protein beta/gamma-subunit complex binding. Gene Ontology annotation, cellular component: heterotrimeric G-protein complex. The transcript is spliced from 11 exons. Bases 1 to 1410 code for a protein of 469 amino acids. Gene Ontology annotation, biological process: adenylate cyclase-modulating G protein-coupled receptor signaling pathway. Lineage: Eukaryota; Fungi; Basidiomycota; Agaricomycetes; Polyporales; Fomitopsidaceae.